UCAACAACAACAAAGUUCGCUUGAUAAUCGGUCGGUCGCGAAUUUAUUCCGAAUCUUUUUGCUUGAAAACUAAAUAUGAAUUCCCUCGCGGAAGUGUUUGCCCGGUUGAAACCGCUGUUCGAAAAAGUGAUCCGCGAUCCCCAGCAGGAGGACAUUGCAAAACUAAACGAGUACUUAACGGCAAUCGAUGGCAACAGUUUGCAGAUUCUGCAGAACGUUUUCCUCCAGCAGUUGGUCAUUUUGGUGGAUAGUGUCCCGGGGAGGAAUCGAAACGAACUGAAAACGGGACUGAUGGAGUGCGUUUGUACGAUUCUGGACAAGACCAAACUGCGCCAGGCGGUGGCCAUGAAGACCACAGUGGUGAUUCUGAUGAAGCAAGUUUAUGAUGUGAAGAGCGGUCAGCUUAUUGGGGAAUUGUCCGAGGAGUUCAAGUUGGGAGUUUUGCGGGGAUUGACUCUGGCUUGCCGGAACGUGCAGUCGGAACUGGUCGAGGAAGUGUACGUAAAGGACAAUUUGAGCCUGCUAUCGCAGGUGCUGUUCGUUUGCGUGAGCGUUUUGUCCGGGGAGCGGUUCCGGAAGUUGCGAUUCCAAGCCUUGGAGUGCAUCCUGGCGACGAUGCAGAUUCACGAUGGGUUCGAUUUCGCGGACAAGGUGCUACGGUGCCAGGUGGCGGAGCUGCUUUUCAUAGUGCUUCCGAAGUUGCUGGUUUCCCUGAUUUCGGUCGUGAACGGGGACGAGAAGCAGGGGAAGGUACUGAUCCGGAUGGGAGUAAAGACUCUGGGGCGAGUGCUGGGUUUGAUAUUCGAGGAUUACGACGGUUGUCUGGUGGAGGAGGAAAUCCGGACGGAGGAGUUUGUGAAGCUGUCGAAGGAGCUGAGCCAGUUGGACGGAAGCAGCAGGAACGUUCUUGGAAUGGGGCUGAAGGAUGCCAAAGCCCGGGAGGACUAUUUUAGCAACACCAGUCGCAGUAGGGAGUGGCUUCUGGAAGCGGAGAAAAAGGUUGAGCGGGUUUUGCAGACGGUGGUGCAUAUGAGAGGAGCGGAGGAGGAAACGAUACGGUUGGAAUUUGCUCGGAUGAAUGCCACGCUGCUGGAAAAAUGUGCUUCAAACAUGCCAACCUGCUCGGUGUUCUUCCUGGAAUCGCUUCUGGCACUUUGUCAAGAUGAAUCCGACAAAAUUCGCGCCAUUUGCGAGGGAGCUCUGACCGCUUCAUCCCAUUCCGGUAUCUGUUUCGGAGACUCGCGUCUCGACGAGCUGUUCUACGAAUCGCUAAAAUCGAUCCCUCGAAGCAUCUACCGGGGCGAAGAAUCGGAACAGAUUGCGUGCUUCCGACUGCUGAACGGGUACGUCAAUUUCAUGACAGAUGCCCAGCUGUCCACGAUUAUUUCCAACCAGGAGAUUUUGAAUCAGCUGGUCAUGAUUCUGGCAGCAGGUGCCGAGUUGGAUCAGCCGGAAGAACUCGUCAGGCGGGAGUACGUCUCCUACCGUUUCGAAUAUGUUCCACUCGAAGCUAGGUUGGACAAAGAGAAGCGUGAAUCGCGCUGGAUAGUUCUGCGUAACUUCCACGGACAGGACCGUAGCCGAACCUACUUUCUACAAGUCUUACGUAGCUUGCAAACUCGACCGGAGACGCUAUCUACCAUUCUGAAUUACAUCCUCGAAGAUCUGUUCACCACUAAGCUUAACAUCAACGGCUAUCUGUUCCUGUUAUCUGAGCUAGUACCCCUGGAAACCUCUCACCCUUCCCUGCAAUCCAUUUUCCGUAACGCUUUCGCCGAAAUCCUCCAAGACUACCACUGGCAGGUCGACCUAGAAGAAUCCACCCAAAUAUCGGACCUGAAGUUCAACAUCCUCCACAUCUGCCUAUCCCUUCGGUUAGUCUCCCGCUUCUGUCAGCUUUUCCGGGACGAUUUCCGCUGGCAGCUGUACGACGUCCUGCGGCACACGCUUCCACUCUCCGGAAGCAACCUGAACUGCGUCAACGAAGCUGCCGAGAUGACCCUGGACGCGAUAGCCAACGCAUUCGGACUCGGCUCCAUCCAGGAGCUCAUCUUUCAGAAUCUAGACUACAUCUCGCAGCACAUCACGCGUUGCCUGAAGCGACCUGGAAGCUUUGCCGAAGGGGUUCACAUGUUGGAAUCGGUUCUACGGUUCGUUCCGUACGAGUCGUCUGCGGUGCUGGAGUCUACAAUCAGUCCGAUUGUGAUGGCCAUUCUGGACGGGCACGAUCAGAGGAUGGGAACGGCGCGGAUCUUGUGCUUGCGGGUGUUACAGAUCUUCGUUCGGGCCAUUAGAUAUCGUUACCGGACGGAAGUUGACCAGACGGGGAGCGAGGAUGACGUGGGAUCGAAACUCGGGGAGAAAAUCCGGCAGCUGAAGAAGGAGAUGGAUCAGAAGUUGCCUGAUUCUGGGGCGACGAUCGAAGAAGUUCCUCCUGAAGAGGUUUCGAUGGAACCGGAUGCCGAUCAAGAAGACGCACCAAUGGAAGAGGAAGGACCCUAUCAGAGCGAGGAGGACAAGCUGCCACCUCACAUUCGGAUAACGGUUAAGAUCUUAACGGUGAACUUCAAGUACCUGUCGUCCAGUGUUCUGGAGGAACGGGUCGUUGCCCUAGGAACACUGAACGAAGGCAUCUACCUACUUCAGUCGCACGAGAACCAGCUGCUUCCUUUAGUCCACCAAAUCUGGUUUAACUUUGCGGAAAGGUUCGCUGACGUCAGUCCAGUGGUCAUAGGCUGCGCCUUUGAUUUGCUCGUCAGUCUGGGACAACUGGCGAAGGAUUUCAUCCGGAAGAGGACACUGGACGACGUCCUCCCAAGGCUGAAUGCCUUCAUGACCGCUAAUAUAGAUGCGGAUUUCAGCGCCCUGCAGACGUACAAACUCCAGCGGAGGAUCUUGACGCACGCUCCAUCGCUGGUCAGUUCGAUGAAGCUCAACGAGCGCCAACUGGAUCAGGUCCUGAACGUAGGUAAGUUGUAUCUUGUGAAAUCGCCUCGGCGAGAACUGCAGCAGUUGGCUCGGGAAUUUUUUGAACAGCUUUCGCAGUACGAUCCCGGUGCCGUGGUUUUGAAGCUUCACGGAUGUGACAUGGAGAAAUAAAACGCUGGUCAACGGUAA
Molecule: messenger RNA, 3117 nt
Organism: Aedes aegypti (yellow fever mosquito)
Lineage: Eukaryota; Metazoa; Arthropoda; Insecta; Diptera; Culicidae
Gene: Tti1
Product: TELO2-interacting protein 1 homolog
Exons: 2
Coding region: 76-3099 (1007 amino acids)
Biological process (GO): chromatin remodeling
Cellular component (GO): cytoplasm
Source: RefSeq, a predicted model, not a curated record